GGGGCGUUUGCCAGGGCGAGGAGGAGGAGGAGGAGGCCUGUGAGGUGCUUUCUCUUUCCCAUCUGAGUCUGAAGAUCAGGCUUAAUUAUCAGGCCCCGGGGGACACUGCUGGCUCCCACACAGGACACUGUGGUGGAGCCUGCUGGAGAGUGUGAGUGGCACUGUGCCUGUGCCAUUUUACUGAGGGCCUUCUGAGGAGUCUGUGGAGUCACACCUGGCCUCUUGCCAUCCGGGACUCGCUGGUGAAGUGGAGCCAGGGCCCCCGUGGGAAAGACUGAGGUGUGGGAGAGUGCUGCCCACGCCAUGGGGGAGUCCACCCCAGCCAACACCCUCUGGAUAGCAGAAAGGAUGUCCCAGAAGAGCUGCAAAAGCCCUUCCACAGCCUCAUCCUCUCCAAGUCUCCUGGAGGUGAAGGAGCGGGAGUCCCUGUCCCAGCAAUCACAGGCCACCAGUUCAAAGAGCAAGGACUCCCUCAGCAGUCUCGAGUGCCCCCCCAGGACUCUGGUGGCCUCAGAGUACCUGCCCUUCUUUCGCACCUACGAGCAGCUCCAGGAUGAGGAGGAGCUGGCCCCACAGGCUGAGUUCUGCAGGGACCCAGGAGGCUGGAGUACCCCAAAGACACCGUUCCCCAAGGACUCGGAGCCACCCGGCGGGUUCUGCCCUUACUUCCGCUCAGAGGAGGAGAGCCUCUCCAGCCUAGCCCCUCCCCACGGGUGGUGCAGGGGCCCCCAAAGCCCACUCCCCAACAGGGAGGCACAGGGUGGCUGUUUCUGCAGGAUGACCGUGAGGGACAAGUGCUCUGCUGUCUCUGUGGGCUCCCACCUCCUCUCUGGGUCCUCAUGCUCCCUGGGCUGCUGCCCCAUCCUGCUGGUCUCAGAGGGAUGCUCCCGGGACAGCAGCCUGGGCAUCACUGUCUGCAGUAGCCAUGACCUUGGAGCCGAGGGCCUGGUGCCCUACUACAGAACCCCCGAGGAGGAGCUGCGCACCAGCCCGGGGCCUCCUGUCUCUCAGUCAGGGAGCCUGGGGUCCUCAGGGGAGCUGCCUGGGCCCAGUGCAGCCACACUGUGAGGAGGAAGCGGCCCCUGGACAACCAGCCCCUGGCACCCAUGGCCUCAACGGUGCCAUCUGUAGCCUGCCCUAGGCUGGGAACAGAGGGGCUGCUGAGCAACGAGGGGUGCAGACACCCAGAGGCUGGUUUUGCAAAUAAAUCAUAUCACUACAAGAGUUGGCACUGGUUCUUCGGAGUAACUGCCACAGCUUCCAUGUAUGGAGCAUUUACUAUAUAGUACGCACUGAACAGAGAACAUUUCCAUGAUCCUUAAAGUCCAUUCUACAGAUGAAGAAACAGGCUUAGAGAGGUGAAGCAACAUACCUGAGCUCUCACAGCAAGAAGUAGAGCUUAGAUUCAUACCAGCUCUGUCUGGCCUUGGGGCCUAAAUCCUUAAGCACUUCCCCAUGGCAUCCCUCCUAUGAAGGGACCAGGAAAAGAGCCACCUGCUGCCCUCCAGGCUUCCCCUGGACCCAGCCCCACCCGAUCCUUUGACCCGUUGCCUAUGUGUGUUUCCUUCCCAUGCCCCUGCCCUUUGAAGCAGCAGGUGGGGACAGAGACUCAGCCCACAUCUUCUAGGCCUGGACCCUGUGGACAUGUUUUCUGGUGGCCAGUCGGACCUGCGACCCCAGGCUCACACAGCAUCGUGGCAGAGGCCAAGUGGCUGAAGCACUCAGGGGUUGGAGGGGUGAGAGUGUGCUGGCCCUGCUUAUUCCUGGGACCAGCCACAGGGCCUGGCUCCUUUGGCACCCAGUCAUACGCGUGGGUCCCAAGUUCACAGCCACUCUGUCCUGUGGUGCUGGGUUUAUCGCCCCCCACUAAACUCUCUGCCCCCCAUGGGGUGGUCUCUGCUGCUUUUGCCUGGAAUGAGGACGGGGAAGCUGAGGAACAGCCCAGGUAC
Molecule: messenger RNA, 1949 nt
Organism: Ictidomys tridecemlineatus (thirteen-lined ground squirrel)
Lineage: Eukaryota; Metazoa; Chordata; Mammalia; Rodentia; Sciuridae
Source: RefSeq, a predicted model, not a curated record